Messenger RNA from Medicago truncatula (barrel medic), 734 nucleotides. RefSeq names its product copper transporter 6. Gene Ontology annotation, molecular function: copper ion transmembrane transporter activity. Gene Ontology annotation, cellular component: plasma membrane. Gene Ontology annotation, biological process: copper ion transmembrane transport. Bases 80 to 541 code for a protein of 153 amino acids. NCBI's taxonomy places the organism in Eukaryota, Viridiplantae, Streptophyta, Magnoliopsida, Fabales, Fabaceae. The record is from RefSeq and is a predicted model, not a curated record. The transcript has a single exon.
AACUCAAUAUUCCUAACCAAAACAGCCAAAUAUAUAGCCACGGAAUAACACAGGUUUUGGAAAAAGAAACCAAUACAGCAUGGAUCAUGACAUGGAUCAUGGAAUGGCAAUGGCACCAAAGUCAUCAUCAUCUACCAAUGACACUAUGAUGAUGGGUCAGAUGCAUGACAUGAUGCACAUGACAUUUUUCUGGGGUAAAGAUGCAUUGAUUCUCUUUGAUAACUGGCCUGCUGGUAAUUCUGGUAAGUAUGUAUUGGCCUUGAUCCUUGUUUUCGCCAUGUCCAUACUCAUCGAGUUUCUCUCAAGCACCCGGUUCAUUAAACCCGGUUCAAACCCUAUUGUGGCCGGUCUAGUUCAGACCCUUCUGCAUGUCCUUAGGGUUGGCCUAGCUUAUUUGGUUAUGUUGGCUCUCAUGUCUUUCAAUGGUGGAGUGUUCUUGGUUGCUGUGCUUGGUCAUGCUGUUGGGUUCUUCUUUCGUAGCCGUGCUUUCAAAAAACCACAUCAAGAUGAGAAUUUCGAUCUUCCUCCGUUAUCUUGUUAAUUAUUUUUAUUUUUACUUAUUUGUAUUAAUUACAAAUUAUUUACUAAUUUGUAAUUCAUGUCUUCAGUGUGUUUACUUUGUAGUGUCCAAAUUCCAGGUGAUGAAAUUGCUUAAAAUUCAGAUGCAUGUAUAUAUGCACUUUAUUCAUGUUCAUUAAUAUGUGUUGAUGAAUAUGUUAUUAUCAUUUCGUAUA